UGUACAUGGUUCCCCCAGUCAAAAUAAGAGUAAGAGCUGCACCACAGUGUGUCUUCAACAUUUCACCAGUAUACAGCUCCCUCUGACUGCACGACAGAUGGACUCUGAUGUAGGGUUACUGUACUUUCGUACUCAUGCUACAGAUAUAGGCUAUCAUAUAAUGUCCCAAUACUGAGACUAAUCAACUGUGGUAUCAGAGUGAGAGAGCUCAGAGCUGAAUAAGUAUUAAAUAUGAUUCAAAGAAUUUAAAAAAACAUAUUUUAGGCAGUUUUAUUGUAAUGCUGAACCACACACACACACACACACACACACACACACACACACACACACUAGUGUGGAGGAGGUUUGCUGCAACUGUCUAUCAAGUUUGUUGCCCUUGAUGCCGCACCCAAAUUACUGACGUCAGAGGGAACUAUAUCCAUCAAGCUGGUUCAAGGUCACAACUAUCCAAGAUCUAUUCCUAGAUGAGCAAGAGCCAAGCACCGUUGGCUGCAUGUGGGACACAUUUAAGCCCCAUGGCACCGCCCACUGUUUAAUCACAUGAUAGCGAUGGGACGCGGCUCUUCAGGGCCGGAGAAGCGGCCUCGUCUUGCAGCCAGCCUGCAGCUCCUGCAGCCAGCAGCCAGCAACCAGCGCGUUUAAAGGGACAGCACCGGGAUCUCUCGUCAGCCGUGAUGGCGGACUCCAGCCUCAACAACAUGACAUCUCUCGCCCGUGCUUUGUCACAGCCGACACUAGAGCUGACUGAAGUGAACGACGUGUUUUCUCCGAGAAACGCUCAGCGGCAUUCAUGCAGAAGGAGAAAGUUGUCGAGCUGCAACUCUCUGGAGACCAUCGAGCCGGUGACUUCACCCUCCGCCAUCGAGGCGCGGGUCCUGGUCAUCAACACCGGAGGGACCAUCGGAAUGACGCUCCACGAUAACGUGCUUGCCCCAAAAGCCAAUUCUUUUGUGAAGGGCCUGCGCAAGUUGCCCAUCCUCCACGAUGAGUUGUAUGCCCAGCAGACCUGCCUGUAUCAGUACUACGGAUCGGAGAACAGCCUGGUCCUGCCGCUGAGUAAAGACAAUAAGAGGAUAGUCUAUACUGUUAUAGAGUACAACCCUUUGCUGGACUCCUCCAAUAUGACCACAGAUGACUGGGGUAGAAUUGGAAAGGACAUUGAGAAAAACUACGAGAACUAUGACGGUUUUGUGAUCCUCCAUGGCACAGACACUAUGGCUUACACAGCCUCUGCCCUGUCCUUUAUGUGUGAACACCUGGGCAAACCAGUCAUUCUCACCGGAUCACAGGUGCCGAUCUAUGAGAUGAGGAAUGAUGGCAGAGACAACCUGCUGGGGGCACUGCUGAUCGCAGGCCAGUUUGUCAUUCCCGAGGUGUGCUUGUACUUCUACAACAAACUCUACAGAGGGAACCGUGUGACCAAGGUGGAUGCUGGGAGUUUCAAUGCAUUCUCCUCCCCUAACUUGGCUCCUCUGGCCGUCGCUGAAGUGGACAUUACAAUCAACUGGGAUACAGUGUGGAGGGCAAACACCACGGCAAAGUUUCAAGUCAGCACUGAGCUGAACAGGAACGUGGGCCUGCUCAGGCUGUUCCCGGGAAUCACUUCUGCUACUGUGAGGGCUUUCCUGCAGUCACCCAUGGAGGGUGUAGUCCUGGAGACUUACGGCAGCGGAAAUGCCCCCGAUAACCGACCUGACCUUCUGGAGGAGCUGAAGAAGGCCACCGACUCUGGUGUCAUCAUCAUGAACUGCACCCAGUGUCUGAGGGGGACCGUGUCUGCAUCUUACGCCACCGGCAGGGUGUUGAUGGAUGCAGGGCUGAUAGCUGGUGGAGACAUGACUCCAGAGGCGGCCCUGUCUAAGCUGUCCUACGUAUUGGCCAAGAAAGACAUUAGUUUUGAGGCCAAGAAAAAGAUGAUGGGUCAGAACCUGCGAGGUGAGAUGGUUUCAGACUUAGCAGGAGCCAAGCUGUGUCUGAGCGACAGCCGCUUCAUCCAGGUCAUCGCCAAGUCUCUGAGCAUCAGCUGCAAGGAGGAGCUGGAAGCCAUCCGUGAUGCCCUGACUCCACCACUAGCAUGUGCUGCUGCUAAGAUCGGAGACAUAGAGGCCUUCGAAGCCCUACAGGAAAUGGGCAGUAACUUGUGUCUGAGCGACUACGAUGGACGUACACCCCUACAUAUCGCUGCCUGUGAGGGCCACCUCAAACUGGUGGAGUACCUACUGAGUCACGGAGCCACGGUCUAUGCUAAAGAUCGCUAUGGAGACACACCCCUUAGCAACGCUGUACGCUUCAGGCACAAGGAGGUCGUGAAGCUGCUGAGAAAGACUGGAGCUCACUUCUCCAGAGACGAGUUGGAUGAGGCCGGAACUGAACUGUGCAGCCUGGCAGCCACCGGCGACCUGGAGGGCCUAGAAAUGUGGAGCCUUGCUGGAGCUGAUCUGAAUAAACCAGGCUACGACGGACAGACAGCACUACGACUGGCCCACUCUGUUGGCAAAAAGGAAGUGGUGGCAUUUUUAGUCCAACUCAUGAGCAAAAAAGCCAAGCCAGUAAUUGGUGAAUUUAAUGAGUAUGAUGAAAAUGAGGAUGAUGAUGAUGAGAGUGGAGUGAUCGAGUUUACAGCCACCCCGACAGGACUGUGAGCUGACGUUACCUCAACCAACAUGACUCAUCCUCCUUCAGCAUCCACUUCCCUCACACAAGACAUCCUCUUCACUCCGUCCACCGCACUAUUCAAUUUCACAGAGUUACCGUGACUUUGGAUGUUAGAUUGUCAUGCUUUCUUAAAGCCAUCACCGUUACAGCGUUUCCCUCCAAACCCAUUAAAAGUACAACUUUGUGUAAGCACUACUUUGAGUGCAAGAUGCACAAAAAGGGCAUGACUAUUGGCAUAUGUAUGUAGAUGUGUGAUUGUUGCACAGUAGUUUAUGUAUGUGAAUUUUCCAAUCAGGGAUUAAGGGUGAACUUCACCUGAGCUGUUUUAUGAAUGCUGAAACCUACCAUUACACUAUGUUGUUAUAUGAACUAAAAGAGUUACAAAACUCUUGACUACAGUCACAUACUUGAUGAUAUAAUGUUGCAAUACAUUCAUGAUAUCUGAAACUACAGGGUUCACUUACAGAUUUUAUUUUUAUGCAGUUUUUUGUACUGAAAUGCUGGAAAGUGAAAAUAUAUUUUAAUUUUCUUGGCUGUUAUUCAGCUAUAGCCCUUGUCCGCUGCCCCUGAAACAGAUCCCUUCCUGUUGCUCAAACAGGUACUACAAAAACCUAUGGUUAGCUUCCAGACUCAUCCAGCCUGUUUCUUGCACUGAUUAUCAAGCUGGAAGAAUCGCAUAUCUCACUUUGAAAUGGAAAAGGGAAAUUCUGACUAUUUUGUGAGCCAGAUAAAGACUGUCUGUGUUCUCAUCUAUUUUGAUGUCAAAUUAUAUUCUUUGCGUACUCAAUUGCAAACAAUUGCCAAGUGUGCUUUCCUUAUUUUUGUUGUGUGACGAGUAUGGGAUUUAAAACAUCACAACUCUUGUAUGGUUUGAAAAGUUAUUAAAUCAAUUUAGGUCUGUGUGUUUUACACUGCAAUGUUAACACCUCUCCUGUGAUCAAUGGGACUCUGAAGUGCAAACUAAUGUAAAUGACCUGAAAUUCCUGCUGUUACAAGUGUUAUUGCCCCACUGAUAUAUUAAAAAAAGGUGUUUGUGUGUGAGAGAGAAAGUCAUUCGGUGGUCUUUUGUCUUCUAUGGAAAAAAAACCCCAACAGAAAUAAAUCUUUUCUUUCAAA
Messenger RNA from Anoplopoma fimbria (sablefish), 3771 nucleotides. It is a transcript of the gene aspg, whose product is annotated as asparaginase homolog (S. cerevisiae). Bases 675 to 2642 code for a protein of 655 amino acids. The record is from RefSeq and is a predicted model, not a curated record. The transcript has 17 exons. Gene Ontology annotation, molecular function: asparaginase activity; protein binding. NCBI's taxonomy places the organism in Eukaryota, Metazoa, Chordata, Actinopteri, Perciformes, Anoplopomatidae. Gene Ontology annotation, biological process: amino acid metabolic process.